Molecule: messenger RNA, 475 nt
Organism: Periconia digitata
Lineage: Eukaryota; Fungi; Ascomycota; Dothideomycetes; Pleosporales; Periconiaceae
Source: the annotation of a GenBank genome assembly
UACAUCCUCACGCCCGAAACUCCAUCGGAUGAACGCAAAGAUAUCGGAUGACCAACGCUCCAUUCUUCCCGCCCACUUCAUUGCCUUGACUAGUAUCGACCCUUGAUCACGAAGCGCACAGUCACAUUGAAAAUGCAUGCAUUCUGUGUACAAGCUGCCGUAUCUUAGCAAUCCAUCAAUCGAGCAUGAAAUCUACAGAAAUGAGCAUGACAUCGAUUCUGAGAGAUAUCAAAGGUGCGAAUUCGAUCUCGGUGAAAAGUCACAGCCUCAUCCGAUAAAGUCUCUCCCACCACUUAUGAUUGACGUCGGGGCUACGCACGCGCUGCUUAAACCAAAUCAUACGACUACCUCCCACACGAGCAGUCUGGACCUCACUUGCCGCAUCCUUUGGAUUCUUUUCCGUGCCCCCGUAGUUUAUUUCCACUUGCCUCCGUAUGCAGCUCCAUCUAAGUGUGUUCUAGCUCGAUGCUCGUGA